Messenger RNA from Helianthus annuus (common sunflower), 534 nucleotides. RefSeq lists its product as uncharacterized. The record is from RefSeq and is a predicted model, not a curated record. Lineage: Eukaryota; Viridiplantae; Streptophyta; Magnoliopsida; Asterales; Asteraceae. Bases 1 to 534 code for a protein of 177 amino acids. The transcript has a single exon.
AUGGACCUUAUGAAUCGAGUUUGUCGGGCCAUGUUAGACAAAUUCGUUAUAGUUUUUAUUGACGAUAUCUUAGUUUAUUCCCGAAGUGAAGCCAAACAUGCAUGCCAUUUGCGUGAAAUUCUUGAAGUGCUCCGUAAGGAGAAAUUGUACGCGAAAUACUCUAAGUGUGCUUUCUGGCUUAGAGAAGUACAAUUUCUCGGUCAUGUGAUUAAUGCAGAUGGUAUCUUAGUGGAUCCGUCAAAAGUGGAAGCUGUUAUGAAAUGGGUACCUCCAAAGAACCCAAGUGAAGUGAGAAGCUUUUUGGGUUUAGCAGGCUAUUAUAGGAGGUUUAUUCAAGACUUUUCUAAAUUGGCCCUGCCGUUGACCAAGUUAACCAAGAAGAAUGAAAAGUUUACAUGGGGUACAGAUCAAGAAAAGGCGUUUCAAACCUUGAAAAAGAAGCUGUCGAGCUCCCCGGUGCUAACCUUACCUGAUGGAACGGAGACUUGGUGGUGUUUACUGAUGCAUCAUACCAAGGGUUGGGAUGUGUUUUAA